Oncorhynchus tshawytscha (Chinook salmon) is the source of this 1244-nucleotide messenger RNA. Its product is annotated as phosphatase and actin regulator 4B-like. The transcript has 6 exons. Gene Ontology annotation, biological process: actin cytoskeleton organization; neural crest cell migration. Gene Ontology annotation, molecular function: actin binding. The annotation marks the transcript as partial. Lineage: Eukaryota; Metazoa; Chordata; Actinopteri; Salmoniformes; Salmonidae. The record is from RefSeq and is a predicted model, not a curated record.
ACUAAUCCCCGUACACCUUCGACAGCGAUUUCUGAGCACUGUAUUCAAAUUGUUAGCUGGCUAGCUAUGCAAGCUAAUAUUUAUCUAAGCAGUGUAGCUAUGUACAAAUGAAAAUGUAUUGAAUAUUCUAACCUGAUAAUAGUUGUUGCCUAGGUUUUAGUACUUUUGGUAGCUAAAUUAGCUGGUUAGUUUAGCUAGUUCCGUCUGGCUUCAGUUGUGUUGAUUGAACGACGUAGCCAGCUAACAAGGGAUUUAAAGUCGAGCGAAGCAGGAAGCAGCUUUCAAAGGAGCUGCUGACUACUGGCCUUUGGACUGUGAUGGAAAAUCGUGUGUGUCUGUAUCCCUCCUCCCUGCCGUGGACCCCAGGAGAGGUAGGGGCUGGUGGGACAGGGGCGUGGGGUAGCAUGGGACAGAAUGCCAGCAACGCUGAGACAGUGCCCCAGCAACACCAACAGCAACCUGCUCAACACAACACCGAUGAUGAGGUGGACUUGCAGCAGAGUACGACAGGGAGUGAGGGGGGUGACUCAUCAGGUGGAACCCCUCCCUCCAAACGCAAGGGCAAGUUCUCCAGCUUCGGGAAUAUGUUCAAGCCCUGGAAGUGGAGGAAGAAGAAGAGCAGCGAGACCUUUCUGGAAACCUCAAUAGUGUUGGAGAGGAAGAUCUCAGUAAGGAGACCUCGUCAGGAGCUGAUUGACAGAGGAUUGCUGAAAGAACUGCCGGAGAAUGAGGGCAACGACGUGAACCAUUCCAAAGGUCCAGUGGUGAAGAAUGGCCAGCCAGUACCUAUGGAUGUUGACCGGGUCUCAGAGACAGGGAUCAAGGUGUCCCGGGGGGAGGCAGGCCCAGGGCUCAACCCCACCUGGCUACCCCAGGGAGAGGACCCACGGCGGGGCAGCGUCCCUUCAGACGACCUCCGGAGCAGGAGCCGGGUACCCUCUGACGCCUCGCGCUCCAACCGAGCCCCACUGGACGUAGACUCACACGCCAGGCUAUCGGUCAUAGAUCUGGAGAGACGGAGUAGAGUGCCGUCUGACGUGUCAGAGAGGAGAGGAGGGUCACUACCGAGAGGACCUGCUCCGGAGGAGGGGAGGCAACGGAAAGAGGAUAAAGAGGACAAGCGAGAGGAGAGGAGAGAUGGGAGAGAGGAGAGGCGAGACGGGAAAGAGGACAAGAGAGAGGAGAGGCGAGACUGGAAAGAGAACAAGAGAGAGGAGAGGCGAGAUGGGAAAGAGGACAAGAGA